Messenger RNA from Chelmon rostratus (copperband butterflyfish), 3176 nucleotides. RefSeq names its product cyclin-Y-like. The record is from RefSeq and is a predicted model, not a curated record. Gene Ontology annotation, biological process: regulation of cyclin-dependent protein serine/threonine kinase activity; regulation of canonical Wnt signaling pathway. Gene Ontology annotation, molecular function: protein kinase binding; cyclin-dependent protein serine/threonine kinase activator activity. Gene Ontology annotation, cellular component: cytoplasmic cyclin-dependent protein kinase holoenzyme complex; plasma membrane. The coding region runs from base 102 to 1127 and encodes 341 amino acids. The transcript is spliced from 10 exons. NCBI's taxonomy places the organism in Eukaryota, Metazoa, Chordata, Actinopteri, Chaetodontiformes, Chaetodontidae.
UGCGGUGACCGGCUCGCCGCGGUGGGGUUGGCGACCCAUCGUUUCAAGCUCCUGUUUCGGUGGAAAGGAUCAUUAACGCACCCGCUACCUCUCGGGGAAAGAUGGGGAGCACGACCUCUUGCUGCGUGUCUGCCAGCCCCAAGCUCCGCAGAAAUGCCCACUCCAGGCUGGAGUCGUACCACCAGGAGUCGGAGCUGAGCAGGGAGGAGACGGGAUGCAACCUGCAGCACAUCAGCGACAGGGAGAACGUCGACGAACUGAAUAUGGAUUACAAUCCAUCGGACCAUCCGCGGGCCAGCACCAUUUUCCUCAGCAAAUCCCAGAACGAUGUGCGAGAUAAACGAAAAAGCCUCUUCAUCAAUAACGUGAGUCAUGGAACGUCGAGACGGAAAUACAGCUCCUGUUCCACAAUCUUCCUAGACGACAACACAGUCAGCCAGCCCAACCUCAAAUACACCAUCAAAUGCGUAGCACUCGCGAUUUACUACCAUAUAAAAAACAGGGACACAGAUGGAGGAAUGCUGCUCGAUAUAUUUGAUGAGAAGCUUCACCCUCUUUCAAAAUCAGAGGUGCCGCUGGACUACGACCAGCACGAUCCAGAGCAGAAGCAGAUCUACCGGUUUGUCAGGACGUUGUUCAGCGCCGCUCAGCUCACGUCCGAGUGUGCCAUCGUCACUCUGGUCUACCUGGAGAGGCUCCUGACCUACGCAGAGAUCGACAUCUGUCCGGGGAACUGGAAGCGGAUCGUCCUGGGUGCUAUCCUGCUGGCCUCCAAGGUCUGGGACGACCAGGCCGUGUGGAACGUCGACUACUGCCAGAUCCUCAAGGAUAUCACUGUGGAGGACAUGAACGAGCUGGAGCGCCAGUUUCUGGAGCUGCUGCAGUUCAACAUCAACGUGCCGUCCAGCGUCUACGCCAAGUAUUACUUUGACCUGCGUUCGCUCUCAGAGUCCAACAACCUCAGCUUUCCCCUGGAGCCGCUCAGCAGAGACAAGGCCCAAAAACUAGAGGCUAUUUCCAGGCUAUGUGAUGACAAGUACAAGGACGCACGCAGAGCUGCAAGGAAGCGCUCAGCCAGCAUGGACAAUCUGUGCGGGAUCAGAUGGGUUCCUGCGAUCCUCUCCUAACCACUAUUAACCUGCCAUGUAGUGAACACUGACAUCAGGCUGCAGACACUAAAACAGGCCUACACGGCUCUGAGACUUCAGUUUGGUCACCCAGAUGAUCCCAGGACGUGGAACUUGGUGGAGCCUGAAAUCAACCUCUGGACCUUCAAACUGGAGGCAAGACAGUGACACCGCAUGUGCAGUUUUGGGAGGUGAAGUGAACGCCAGAGAGGUUUCUAACUCAAUGCCUCGACUCGUCCGUUCAUGAUGGAGAGAGGGCAGUUCCAGGCUGUUACAGCUAGACUUGAAUCUAGCUUUGGACAGACCAAGAGGGUCCUGGACAGGACAGCCUUGAAAACCUCCGGACACGGCUUUGUGAACCCGUCUUAAUCAGCACUGUUCAGUUUUCUGGUUUUGUCCAGACUAAAAAUCUGAUAUAACCUGCCUUUGAGAUGCCCCUGCAACUUCACAAACAAAUGUGUUAUUUAUUUUAGCUGAUUAUGUGGACUUAGGUGAGCAGUUGCAGCUGCUUGAACACACCGUACCUGCAAAAAUUCAAAAACUGUAGUGUAGCACUGGAAUUUCUGCCAGUUAUUUGUUUCCUUUGACAGGUCUUAGCUGAUAAAAGUGUUAGCAGUUUUGUCCUUUGGGACUCUUUAUAUUCAAAGUUUACAGUAUUUCUAGCGUACCUCCGGUUACUCAGGUAGACUGUUCAAUCUUUAGUUGAAUUCUGCUUCCCCUCAUUUGAAUAAAUUGAGGGCUGAAACACAAAUUAUGACAAGUGACAAACUGCAGAUGGCGCCAGAAUGAAUAAGCAUUCCUACAGAUGUCACGGAUGCUUUCCUAUUUCUGAGGACUAAUUAUGGGCUUAAUGAAGCAGUUAAUACCACAUUUUUUCCAGACUUUGUAACAUAAAAUAAAAACCAGAGCAUGUUUCAGAGGUUCUGGUUGAAUAUUCAUCAGAUUUUGAUUUGUGACUUUUUCAAGUUAAUUCAGAUUUUACAAGCCCAAGAGAAGCUUUGAGUCCAGCACCGCCUCUCUGCUGACAUCUAGUGGACUCAUGAGUGUUGAUGAAUCGUUUCAGGUCAUGUCGGUUUAAAGGGUCGGAUGUGUCUCGGUGCAUGGUGGAAUUGAGAUGUCUCACUGAACUCCAACACAUUGAUGAAGGGUCAUUUUGCAUGCUCCAAAUUCAAUUAGCACCAAAAUACUGUUAGAGUAAAACCAGCAGGACAAACACAGCAAAGAGCUGGUCAUACUGGUCCAACAAACACAGCCUGCAGCAGACGCCGGUCAGUAGAGGGUGUGAGGAGGCCACACAGCGCCGCUUGAUUUCUUAUUUAUUCAGUAUUAUCGAGCUAGAUAACAAUGCAUUGCAUCUAUAGUACAGUAAAAAAUCUUAGAAGUCCCACACUCAAUGGCUGCUGCCCCAGUGUCUUUAAUUCCUAGCUGACCCCUUCACAGUCCUGUCAGAAUAAAAAUCAGCUUGGUUGUUGAUGAUUAUUUAACUUAGAUUGAAGGAAUUCAGUCCUUUCAUGCAUGUAUUCGUCUUUGAGUCGAAGGGUUUCAACAGCUUUCCCCAAAUUUAAAACCUUUUCAACAGCAGUCUGGGCCAAAGAAGCUGUACUGUCUCAUUUCCAGCUGGUGGUUUAGUGUUGGAAGCACAACUUUUAGUUAUCACAGUUAUGAUUUUCCAGUGAUCUGCUGUCUCUAGCGUCCACCGACCAACCGCACCCACUGUAUGUGUCCUCUUCACCUGUCCCGAACACAAAACGUCCAGCCAUGGUGGGCCACUAAAUGUUCCAUUGCCCUUAAACCCUCAAAUUCUUACACCAAACACAACAGUUAGACAGAUGACGCAGUUAUGACAUUAAUUUUCUGAAGAUAAACCCGGACAGCUGAGUCGAGAGUUGAAACUGCAGACGAACCGAUUCUUUUGUAUUUCCACAGCUACUGUACCGGCAAACAGCUGAUCAGGUCUUCACUUUUUUCCAUCAUUUGUCUGAAAACUAAAGCACUAAAAUAUAAUUAUUUUGCAAAUUAACUUUGUAAUGAGUAGAAAGAGUUAUUGUG